UUGCUUUACACACGAGGGACGUAUGAUCCCGUUGGGACGAAAACCAGAUUCGGCGCCGCGCCGCCUUGGCGUGGGGUCUUCGCGCGGCACGACAUCGCUGGUGGGACGAGGACCGAACUCGCUACCAGCCGCCAACAACUCCCAGACUUUCGACGAGGAUUUUACGCUUCGGUUCAUCCCGUCGAUCAAGCAGUACAAUAUUGGAAGAUUCAACGAAGGUCAAAUGCCAACGUUGUCGAAAUGUGUGCAGCCUAUCAAGAUGUUCAAGGAACCUGACCGGGAGAUCGAGGACGAUGAGGAGGUCAAGGAAGAGCCACAAGGAUGGAACCCUGCUUUGCGGAAGAAACGACGACGACGACGCAAAGACAACCGUAUUAAGAACUGGAUCAUCCAAGAAAACGACUCGAAGACGCUGUUCUCCGGUACGGUGGAAGGCGGUGUCACAUCGUCGUACAUGUUGAUGGUGAAGGUCCCGAACAAGAACGAGUUUCAGAUGUUUCCUGUGGAGGACUGGUUCCGAUUCAAGAAGCCUAUCUCGUAUCCGACCCUGACUUUGCAAGAAGCUGAGAGCUUGGCGGUGGAAAAGAAGCGCGCAGUCGAGCGUUGGGUGAUGAAGCACGAGAAGAAGGAUGGGAAUGACGUCGCUCCGUCGACGUCGAUGAUCACGGGCGCCCUGCGCACUGUUAAGCCGCCUGACGACGACGAUGGUGGCACUAUAUUUGCCGAGCCCAAGGCACCACGACGUCGUGGCGGCGCCAUUGCGAAGAGAGCAAGCGAAGUGGAUGCGACUGGUGAUGACGGCGGCGAUUUCACUGAAAUUUUCAGUGACGACGAAGGGCAGCAAGAAGUGGAAAAGACUAAAAACGACGUCGCGUCCGAGAGCAGCGAGGAUGAAUUUGAGGACGACGCAACCAAGAAGCCCCUGACCGACGAAGGCAAGGCGCUCCAGGAUUUGGUGAAGCGUACAAAGGAACAAAGCGAGAACCCAACGGCGGCUGCCACGGCAGACGCGAACCGCGAUGACAGUUCCGACGACGAGACAAAGCAGGACAAGGAUACGACCGUAGUCAAGCGCUUUGACUUCUACGGCAAUCCUGUCAAGGAGACUGUCCCGGCCGUGACGGCGGCCGGAGCCGAUGGAAAUGGCGCUGCAGCAGCAAGUGGUGCUGCCGCAACUUCGACCGAGGCCGACUCGUUGAAACGCAAGCAUGGUGUUGACGAUGGAGAUAAACCAGGCGCAAAAAAGCACCAAACUGCGCCAACCACGAAGGCUUCGGCCGUCCCCAAAUUGACGGAAGCCCUCAUCCAAGAAGAGCUCAUUCGUUAUGGUGGCCGCAUGAAGACGAAGGAUUUGAUCAAGAAGCUCAAGAAGUUGCUCGUGACUGCGGACGACAAGGCUUUGUUUCGAGACAUCGUCCGCACAAUUUGCGACGUCGAAGAAGACCCUGUCGAUGGUCGCUACAUGGUGCUCAAACCUCAGUUUCGCUGAGGAUCGUUCGGCCGUAGCUGUGGCUAUUUUUUUCACCAGGACAACUUUGAUAAUUCUUUAAAUAUUUGCAUAUGUA
Aphanomyces invadans is the source of this 1565-nucleotide messenger RNA. RefSeq lists its product as hypothetical. The coding region runs from base 23 to 1489 and encodes 488 amino acids. NCBI's taxonomy places the organism in Eukaryota, Oomycota, Saprolegniomycetes, Saprolegniales, Verrucalvaceae. Gene Ontology annotation, molecular function: DNA binding; TFIIF-class transcription factor complex binding; RNA polymerase II general transcription initiation factor activity. Gene Ontology annotation, cellular component: transcription factor TFIIF complex; nucleus. The record is from RefSeq and is a predicted model, not a curated record. Gene Ontology annotation, biological process: positive regulation of transcription elongation by RNA polymerase II; transcription initiation at RNA polymerase II promoter. The transcript has a single exon.